Messenger RNA from Sciurus carolinensis (gray squirrel), 2973 nucleotides. It is a transcript of the gene Ap1s3, whose product is annotated as adaptor related protein complex 1 subunit sigma 3. Gene Ontology annotation, cellular component: membrane coat; AP-1 adaptor complex; intracellular membrane-bounded organelle. Gene Ontology annotation, molecular function: clathrin-cargo adaptor activity. NCBI's taxonomy places the organism in Eukaryota, Metazoa, Chordata, Mammalia, Rodentia, Sciuridae. The transcript has 6 exons. Gene Ontology annotation, biological process: intracellular protein transport; vesicle-mediated transport. Bases 239 to 802 code for a protein of 187 amino acids. The record is from RefSeq and is a predicted model, not a curated record.
AUGGGGGAGGAGUGAGAGGACCAGGGAGAAGAAGGGGAGGAGCGGGAGGGCAGGAGCGCGGCCGCGCGGGGAGGAGUCUGCAAACUUUCUGUUCAAGGGCAUUGUGGGAAGCAGCCAUGGUCUGAGGCAGGCGCCUCACCUGUCAGCCGCGCGGGCUCCUGCGCUCCCUCCGGCCCUCGGGUCCUUCGCGCUCGGUGCUUCCGGGACAGGGGCGGUGGCGGCCAGGUCACCAUGUGUGAUGAGGCAUGGGCCGGACGUACGUUCAUUCAAGAGUAAGGACAUUAGGGGUUCUACAGUUUACUGGCCGUGUUGCAUCUUCUCUACCUGGAUUUCUGCACUGAUACAUUUCAUAUUGCUCUUCAGUCGACAAGGGAAAUUGCGGCUGCAGAAAUGGUAUACCACCCUCCCUGACAAAGAAAGGAAAAAGGUCACCCGGGAAAUUGUUCAGAUCAUUCUCUCUCGUGGUCACAGGACAAGCAGUUUUGUUGACUGGAAGGAGCUAAAACUUGUUUAUAAAAGGUAUGCUAGUUUAUAUUUUUGCUGUGCAGUAGAAAAUCAAGACAAUGAGCUCUUGACACUAGAGAUUGUUCAUCGUUAUGUGGAGUUGCUGGACAAAUACUUUGGAAAUGUCUGCGAACUGGAUAUUAUCUUUAAUUUCGAAAAGGCAUAUUUUAUCCUUGAUGAAUUUAUAAUAGGUGGAGAAAUUCAGGAAACAUCCAAGAAAACUGCUGUCAAAGCCAUUGAAGACUCUGAUAUGUUGCAAGAGACAAUGGAAGAAUACAUGAACAAACCUACAUUUUAACCGUACAUCUACUUGAAGACUCCAAGUGCUAUGUGAUGUGAAUUUACAAACAAGCAAUGCCUUACAGUCAGUCUUGACAAAGCCUCUGGCACCAUGCCAAAAAUAACUUAAAGGGACUCUUUGUUAACUAGCACAAAUUAAAGUUGUUCAGCAUGAUAUAUUUAUAAUUGCUACACAUCUGUAUUAUAUUAUACAUGCAUACUUCUUGUGGCUCUGAUUGCUUGAAACAACUGUUGCAUAACCCAACAGAUGAAUAAUUGUUUGCAAUAUUUUAACUCCAUGUGAUGUUUUAAAGCUAAUUUUGAAAAAAUGGUUGCAAUGUAUUUUUGUUGCAUAUGACCUCCUACUGACAGGUUGAAAACUGUAUUGUUGAUAACUUAUGAUUCUGAAAGUAAAGUAUAUAUUAUUAAUGCCUUUCCUAAAUAUUUAGUUUUUAAAAGUAUAUAUUAGUUCAAACAUGUUAAUAGUUGAGUUCAUACCUAAUACUAGAUAUUUUCCAAAUAGUUAAUAAUACUGUAAUUUCAGACCAGAUACAAUGUAUCUUAUUUUAAUGUUCUGAAUCCUUUUAUUUUUUUAGGAUUGGAAUUAGGGAAGAUAAACCAAAGAAAGUAUAGAACUUAACAAGUGUUUUUGAUGCCUUAGAAGCUGCUACCUAGGCUGAGGUUUUAAUUUUACCUUUUAAUUGAAAUAAGGGACAUUCCAAUAAAGUUAUGUUUUCUACAAACUCUAUAUAUUUAUUAAGGUUUUUAAAGAUAGAGAGAUAUAGUGCCUAUGACAUUCUUUAUUAUAAGAAUAGUAUGAUAAGGAUUAAUAACAAGAGCAAUAAUUAUUAUUGCUACUCCUAUUUUAAAAAUCUCUCAUGUUCCAAGCAUUCUUAGUUGAUUGAGAGAUUUUAUUUCAAAUAGUUUUAAUGUAAAUUUAAUAUAUUUGAAGUCAUUGCUUAUUAGGCUUACUUAGGGCAUUUACUAGCUAUCAUUGAAGCCUAAGUGGUGAAUGAUCUCCCCCGCCCAAAAUGCGCUGCUGUUCAUUAUUGUAAAUAUGUUACCUUGGUACUUCCUGGAAUGACAAUUCUACAUAACUAGGUACUAAAUGUGAUCCAAACUGGGCAUAGCGGCUCAGGCCCGUAAUCUCAGUGGCUCAGGAGGCUGAGGCAGGAGGAUUGUGAGUUCAAAGCCAGCCUUAGCAAUUUAGAGAGGCCCUAAGCAACUCAGCAAGACUCUCAGUGGUUAGCGCCUUGGGUUCAAUCCUUGGUACCAAAAAAACAAAACAAAACAAGACAAAACAAAAAAUGUGAUCUGACACCUCAUGGGGAAAUAGCUUGCACUCUUCUGUCUUGGUGCCUUUCUCUAAAGUCUUACCUGUACAUUUUCAAGGUGGGUCUCACAGGAUGGUAUCACUCAUAAUGUGAGGGACCCCCUAGUACUUUUCUUAAGGUGAUCAUGCUUGCUGUUGGAUUUUGUAGCAGAGCCUGUACAGCAUACCCUCAUAGAACAUGAUGGAAAUGUGUCAUCUGUGGGUCAUCUCAGUAGAGUGCUUCAGGGGGAGAGGCAAGUUAGGAGAAGGAGAACAGAGGCCUAACUUGACCAAUUCCCCAGUAUAACCAUUACUUAAAGGAAAGCAUUCAGAUGAGUACAUGAAGUAAUCUCUGGGCUUUAAAUACCUCCUAUUCCUCAAAUUAAUGAUAAGAUUGCAAUUAUAGCAUCAGAUUGAAGUUUAUCAUUUUUUAUCACUGUGUUUACUGUUUCUUUAGUUUUGUGCUUUAACUGUUUUUUGGUAAGUAUGAUAAAACUCUUUGUUUUUCAAGCCAAUUUUGUAAAGAUGGACUUCCUGUAAAUAUAUCACAGUUUUUCUGGUUCCUUUCCAUUAUUUUUGGAUGAAGGUCUUUCUUGAACCUCAUUAAACAUACUGCAUAUAUUCUGGAAAAUUCCAUAUUAAAUACUGUCUAGCUGUGCAUAGGUAUUCUCAGACUUCCUGUUGCAUACAGAGAAUGAUUGUGUCUUUGUGGCACACUGGGGUAAGUUUGAGGAAUUUUGGAGACAUCUUUAAUGAGCUGUGGUGAAAAUAGUCAUUAUGUUUUCUUUAUAUUAUAUAAUUAUAACAAGAGUACCAAGUGCAAAGAAAGAUCAUAAAUAUUCAGUUUGUAUAAUGCUUCCAAAUAAAAUAUUUUAAAA